Molecule: messenger RNA, 3452 nt
Organism: Epinephelus lanceolatus (giant grouper)
Lineage: Eukaryota; Metazoa; Chordata; Actinopteri; Perciformes; Serranidae
Gene: pex3
Product: peroxisomal biogenesis factor 3
Biological process (GO): protein import into peroxisome membrane
Cellular component (GO): peroxisomal membrane
Molecular function (GO): protein-macromolecule adaptor activity
Source: RefSeq, a predicted model, not a curated record
CAGUUAGCAUGUUAGCAGAGAGUUGCUAACUAUCCGAAGUCCUCAGAAAAAAUGUCCGUAAACUAGUUUUAGCGCAGAGCUAAAAGUACAAAGUGUUCUUGGAGUUGUAGUUUGUGAACCUCUCAGUCUCCGAGGAUGUUUUCAUCUGUCUGGAAUUUUGUUAAACGCCACAAAAGGAAAUUUAUUUUCACCGGAGCUUUAGUUGGAGGAGUGUACUUCCUGGGUAAAUAUGCCCAGAAGAAGAUCAGGGACAUCCAGGAAAGGGAGGCUACAGAGUACAUUGCUCAGGCCAGACGACAGUUCCACUUUGAAAGCAACCAGAGGACCUGCAACAUGACCGUGCUGUCCAUGCUGCCUCCACUGAGAGAAGCCAUCAUCAAUCAGCUGAAUUCAGAAAGCCUCACUGCAAUGCUCAAGGCCAAACCAGCCAAUAAACUGGAAAUCUGGGAAGACUUAAAGAUCAUCAGUUUCACCCGCACCAUUGUAGCAGUGUACAGCACCUGCAUGUUGGUAGUUCUGCUGAGAGUCCAGCUGAACAUCAUAGGAGGUUACCUGUACCUGGACAACUCCGUGGGCAAGAACACAACGACUCCUCUGGCUCCCCCAGAUGUCCAGCAGCAGUACCUGUCCAGUAUCCAACAUCUACUGGGAGACGGUUUGACAGAGUUGAUGACAGUAGUGAAGAAAGCUGUACAGAACUCACUGGGAGGCAUCUCUCUGAAGCAGAGCCUGUCCGUGCUGGAGCUGGAGCAGCAGCUGAGCUGGAUCAGAGCGGAGGUGGAGGCUGGCUCUAAUCGGCCGAUGUCCUGGUACAUGCUGGCUGAUGAUGAGAAUGCGCUCGCUGACCAGGCAUGUGGGUUGACAGAAAGCGAUCUUGUGACCAUUAGAUUGUUAAAUGAGACAAGAGACAUGUUGGACAGUCCGGACUUCACCACUGUCCUCAAUGCCAGUUUCAACCGAGGUUUCUCUCGUCUUCUUGACAACCUGGCCGAGUUCUUCCGCCCGCCGCCCUUUGACUCCGCCCUCAGCUCUGCACCUGACAGUCUGUCUGCAGUCAGUCUGCCGCUGGCGAAGAUCAUCCCCAUCAUCAACGGUCAGAUCAACACCAUCUGCAGCGAGACUCCCAGCCACUUUGUCCAGGACUUGCUGAUGAACGACCAGGUGAAGGAGUUUGCUGCCAACGUGUAUGAGACCUUCAGCACCCCACAGGAGCUGCAGAAAUAACCAACCAAGCAUCAGGAGAACAAGGAGGGGAAAUGAAGAGGAAGAGGGAUUAAAACAUAAGAGUGAUUAAAGCCCUGGACUAGUCGUCCCUCCUUCCUUUCUGUGAGACACUUUUCUCCUCCAAAUCCAGACUUUUCACUCUGUGAUGGUGAGGAUUCAUCGGAGAAAUGUCCAUGACAAAGCAGGACAGGGAGUGCCUGUGUUCCCUCUGUGAACAGAGCCUUUAUGGAUUACUGUACUGGUGGAAGAAGACGAGACUCGCACUGAGUUUGUAGUCACAGCAGAGCCUGUGGUUAACUCUAGGACCACUGCAUCUUGGGAAUUGGAGUCUUAUUUAACCCGGUAAGGUGGUUUUAUUUACCUGAAGAAAUGAGAAUCUCGCUAAGACUGUGAAAAAGAGGUGAAGGAUCGGUCACAACUGUUUUUUUUUUUUAAACAAGAUGACACUGAAACAUUGUCGGUUCAUCAUGUUGAUGUAACAGAUUUUAGGAUGAUUUCCCCUUUUCUAUCAGCAGUGGUGAGUGGCUUACGUCUGUUCUUGUUUCCAGCUUCGGUCUGCACCUUGGCUGUGCGUCAAAAGAAGUUUUUUCCAUAACUCAAUCCAGGUGGUAGAGGGAUUUGUUGGACGGAUUUUUUUGUGCUAAUCAGUGUUUUUUAUUUAACCAUUUUUCUUGUCAUUGUGGAGGAAAUCUGCAGCAUACUGCAGCAUAUUGAGAUAUUACAACUUUUAAAAAUAUGAUAAUCAAAGAGUGAGAAAAGGAUGAUUAAAAUGUCGUAUUAGAACAGCCAGUGGCAUUGAGUAAUACCAAAUUAAAAAUGAAGUCAGAGGUGUGUGACAAAAAAUAGGACACGCACGCUUAAAAAUGUAUGGAGCAUUUAAUGCAGUGUCUUAAUCGCAAUUUCCUGAUGUAGUUCCAUUUUUAUCCACAAGGUGUAGCUGUUCUUUAGCGAAUGUGAGAAUCCCUCUGCAUCGCCCUCCUUCCCUUUAUAUGUAGGGCUUCAUUCCAGCGAUGUUUCUCCUGUUUUUAAGUCAGAUAAAAGUAAGAUCAAUUUGCUAGUCAUGAUUCUGUCCUUGACAGCAUUUGUAUUACAUCAUGGUUUACAUUUUAAAUUACUCAUAGCAUCUAACGCUGUAAUGGCCACAAUCACUUUGUAUUUUUCUCAUCAAUGGUAAAUUAUGUUGUUUUGUAAUGACAUCUGAGUUUUUCCACUCGUUCCUUUCUGGUUUACACUUUGUAUGUGUGUUACUCUUGAAAAGUUGAAUUGAUUUUAGAGUCUCCUCUGUGGAAAUUACAGAACUGUUAUCCAAAGCCAAGCAAUCUGGGAUGCUUAUAAAUUUCCCACGGGGUCCAAAUUCUGCUCCUCUCGACUCUGACUCUUCCCGCUCCUGAUUAGCGACUCAAAUCAGGUGUGUUCGGCCAAACGAGAGCUCGUGAGCACACCUGAUUCAGCUGGUCACGUGAGAUGAGUAGAGCAGGGAGAGGUGGACAUAAGCAGCACCUGAUACACUACUUAUAUCAACCCUUUACUUCGAUUACAGACAACUGACGUCACCCAGGUAACUAUAGUCACAGUAAAAAUGCCCUUCAGAGCAUUACUUCAUUACCCCUAUUUGAAAUACUACUUAAGCUCUGAUUUGCCCCACCUCAGUGCCACACAGGUUGGGUUAGCUGCAUAUAGAGAUUAUGAAAAGAUCAUUUAUCCUCCUGCAACUGACAGCUCAUUCAUCUACCCAUCAUAAGACAAAAUGAUUUGUCUAUAUGUGUCAGUCAGCCUGUGCUAUAUCUGUUUAGGUGAUGAGUUCAGCCAUGUUGCUAGGAAGGAAAAACAACUAUUAGCUCCUAAAAUCUGCUGAUUGGUCCUACAAGUCUGAUGAUAAAUGAAUAGAGCAAGGUAAAUAUUAAAUAAUUCAAUACGUGGAGAGAAAAGUGACCUCCUCCACCACCUUCAAGUUUACCUGCGGAUGAUUAUUUGUUCAGAGCAGGUGUGCACGUUCAACCUGUCAGAUUUCUGUUAGUCUCCCUCUCAGGAGAUGAUGAAACGUCAGAUGACAGUAAGUUAGUCUAACGGACUCCUGGAUAACAUAAUAAACCAGUCAGGUGAGAAUGUAAAUCUCUGUAAUCAAUGACGUUAUGCCUUUUGAAGCAUAAUGUCCUAAAUGACAGCUAAAAUGUAUGUUUGUAGCAAUUUAUUAAAGAGAUAAUAAAUGUAAAAUGUGAUUUAAUAUA